AUGGAGAUUCCGGUGGAUAGCAAGUCGUUGCCGACGUCGCCGAAGCUUCUCCGGCGAGUAUCGAAGCAGCAACCAGUCACCUUGCCGCGGUUUUCGCCGCCGGAGAACAGUAAACGGUGCCUCCAAGUCCCCGCCUUCAUCAUCUGUUUGAUUUGCCUCAACAUUUGGUGCGCCUUCCUCUUCAUCCACUCAUUCCAUUUCUGCAUCUCCUCGCCCAAGGUCGACCUCUACUGCAUAUCCAUCAGCACCGGCAAGCAUCCGAAGCUUCCCGCCGACAUAGGCCCGGCGGUUCCAGGCGGCGCAGCCGGCGGAGAGCCGGAACAUGAGUGGCUCGAGAAGGAGAAGCUAAUGGACCUAGAACAGGCCCCAAAAGGCCCGGAAUCGGCCCAAGAAAACAUGAAGAAUCUCAGCGAAUCGCCCGAGGUGGACCGGACGCAGGAAUCGGUCGAAUUAGCGAACCGGAUCGAGGCGCAGGCGCCCGGCAUGGACCGGAAUCAGGAACCGGUCGAGAUGGGGGUACGAGAGGAGUCGAACCGGUUGGAGGGACAGUGGGGGAUCGUGGCGGUGCAAAGCUACAUGAGCCAGCUGCGCACGUUGGCGGCGAAAGGAGCGCACGUGACAGGGGAAAGGGGGAGCUGCGACGGCCGAGGGGUGUACGUGUACGAUUUGCCGUCCAAGUUCAACCGGGACCUGGCGGCGAUGUGCGGCGACUUGCUGCCGUGGGCAGACCUGUGCAAGUACUUCGCGAACGAGGCGCUGGGGGAGAAGGCGGAGGCGCUGGGGCCGCGGUGGUAUGGGAGCCACCAGUACUUCCUGGAGCCCAUCUUCCACAACCGGAUCCAGAACCACCCGUGCAGGGUGCACGACCGCGACGCCGCCAGGCUCUUCUACGUGCCGUUCUACGGCGGGCUGGACGUCGUCCGGUGGCAUUUCAGGAACGUCUCGACCGAAGUCAAGGACGCGCUCGGCAUCGAGCUCAUCAGGUGGUUGGAGGAGCAGCCGUCGUGGAGGAGGAACUCCGGCUCCGACCACAUAUUCGUGCUCGGUAAGAUAUCGUGGGACUUCCGGCGAUACGACGACCGCCAUUGGGGCAGCAACUUCCUGCUGCUCGACCAGAUGCAGAAAUCCUUCAAGUUCCUGAUCGAGCGUCAACCGUGGGAGCCGAACGACGUCGGGGUGCCCCACCCCACCCACUUCCACCCUCACGACGACGCCGACAUCACCGCCUGGCAGCUCCGCCUCUCUGCCUUCCCCCGCCGCAACCUCGUCGGCUUCGCGGGCGCCGCCAGGAAAGAGGAGAGCAUCCGGUCAGCACUGAUCGAGCAAUGCAUCGCGGCCACCCCCGAGUGUCGCUUCCUCAAUUGCAACGACGGCGGGUGCAUGAAGACGGAGGUGGUGGUGGGCCUGUUCAUGGAAUCAGAAUUCUGCCUGCAGCCGCCGGGGGACAGCCCGACGAGGAAGUCGGUGUUCGACAGCCUGGUGGCGGGCUGCAUCCCAGUGAUCUUUAACCCCUUCACGGCGUACUACCAGUACCCGUGGCACUUACCGGAGGACCACCAGAGGUGGUCGGUGUUCAUCGAGGAGGAGGAGGUGAGGCAAGGGAAGGUGGACGUGGUGGAGAGGUUAAGGAGGGUGCCGGCGGAGGAGAGGGAGGAGAUGAGGAGGUAUAUUGUGCAUCAGAUCAUGCCGGGGCUGGUUUAUGGAGAUGCGACCGCCAGGUUUGAGAGAUUCCGUGAUGCUUUUGAUAUAGUGGUGGAUAAUGUGAUGGAGAAAUUAGUUGGCGGAUCAGCCGGAGAAUGA
Messenger RNA from Zingiber officinale, 1800 nucleotides. Its product is annotated as probable xyloglucan galactosyltransferase GT20. The transcript is spliced from 2 exons. The record is from RefSeq and is a predicted model, not a curated record. Bases 1 to 1800 code for a protein of 599 amino acids. Lineage: Eukaryota; Viridiplantae; Streptophyta; Magnoliopsida; Zingiberales; Zingiberaceae. Gene Ontology annotation, molecular function: glycosyltransferase activity.